CGACUCAUAAUUGACACUCACAUAGAUGCUCUACUCAACCUCCCCAAGAUGACGAGUGAGAACGGCAAUGAAUUGCGGAACCUACUCGAUACCUGUACCAAAAAUAUUGACGCUUUGAAGAAUCGAGAGCUACCUGUGGGAGGACUUUCGGAAAUGAUACUGGUCAAUGUAAUUUCCAAACAGUUGGAUAAAGAAACAAGGAAACUGUGGGAAUCCCAGCUCCCAGUGGAUGAGCUGCCUACGUAUGCUGAUAUGGUUGAUUUCUUACGCGAGCGAGGUCGCAUUCUGCAGAAAAUGAAAGGCUACAAUGAACCACGACCUCCCGCUCCAACGAAGCUGAAAAGUAAACCGGAACAGAAAACUAUUCAAGGGAGGAAUUUCAUACAAACAUCCAGCCAGGCCAAAGAUGCAUGUUUCUGCUGCAGUGGUGAUCACCUGAUCUACAAGUGUGACAUUUUCCGAGGACUCACUGUCAAUGAACGGUUCAUCAAAGUGAAGCAAAUCGGUCUUUGCUUCAAUUGCCUACGACGCGGCCAUCGUACGGGUGAGUGCAAUUCUGAAAGGACGUGUAAAACAUGCAAGCGAAAACAUCAUACUCUCCUGCAUGAAGAUAAGCCCACAGCUUACAAGACACUGGCAAGCCAAUCAACUGCGUCAGUUCCCGCUGUUGCAGAAGAUCAUCGUGAGAUUGCUGUACAAACACAUGGAUCUAUCAACUGUGCAAAUUCGUUCAUGCUGAAACAACAUGUGCUCCUUUCGACCGCAGAAGUGCUUGUGUGUGAUUCCGGAAAUAAAACUGUGGUAUGCCGUGCCUUGUUGGACUCAGGAUCUGAUUCGAACUUAAUCUGUGAAGCUCUUGCGAGAAAAUUGAACAUUGUCAUGGAAAACGUCAACAUCCCAAUCAGCGGGGUCAAUAACGCUGAAACGCAAGUUAAGUAUAAGCUUUGUGCAAAGAUCAGCUCUCGCGUUAAUUCGUUCAACGCCUUUCUAGACUUUUUGGUGGUACCAACGAUCACCACCAAUCUGCCACUCAUGAAGGUGGAUCAAGGCGGUCCGAAUCGUAGAGUUUGCCAAUUAAACCUCACCGACGAACAACUCAAUCGCACCCUCGUGAAGUUCUGGGAGUUAGAAACAUGCCAGGAAGCCUUACCAUACACACCAGCAGAACAAGCCGUAGAGAAACAUUACGAGCGAACAUUUUCCCGUGAGGAAACAGGUCGAUACACUGUCAGACUGCCAUUCAACGAAAACAAGGUUCAACUUGGCAAUUCCUUGGAAACCGCACGGACACGUUUCAAUCGUCUACUACGAUCGUUCGUCAACGAAAACAAGAAAAAUCGAUACACUGAAUUCAUGACAGAAUACUUGGCCCUCGGUCAUAUGAUUGAGGUCCAUGACAAUCCCAAUGAUUGCUACUUCUUACCUCAUCACGCCGUUUACAAGGAGUCAAGCUCGACGACAAAAAUCCGUGUAGUGUUUGACGCUUCGGCGAAGACCACGUCAGGUCUCUCGCUGAACGAUGCUUUAGAGACAGGACCAACAGUGCAAAACGACCUUAUCACAAUUCUCCUCCGAUUUUGCUGCUUUCCUGUGGCAAUAACAGCAGAUGUUCCGAAGAUGUAUCGUCAGGUGUAUGUCCACAAAGAUGAUAGGAAGUAUCAACGCACUCUAUGGCUGAAUUCAAAUAACGAAGUCGGAACAUUCGAGUUGACAACUGUAACGUACGGUUGUUCCAGUGCACCAUACCUGGCAACGCGCACAUUGAUGCAAUUGGCAAAGGAUGAAGCAUCUGAGCUGCCCCUCGCAGCCAGAGUCAUUGAAGAUAACAGCUAUAUCGACGACUUUCUUACUGGGGCAAAUACCGAGCAAGAGGUGAUUGAAAUCUGCAAGCAACUUACGGAACUACUGAGGCGAGGAGGAUUUGGAGUUCACAAGUUCUGCUCCAAUAGUGAAGUUGUUCGAAACAGUAUUCCGGUUGAACUCCAAGAAACACUGCUAAACGUUGAAGAUGCUGACAUUAACAGUGUGAUCAAAACUCUCGGCUUGAUUUGGAAUCCCAACGACGACUACUUUACCUUCAUCGUGAACCCACUUGAUGGUAGACUGCCGAAUCCCAUACCAACCAAACGCAGCGUACUUUCUGCCAUUGGACUUCUCUUUGAUCCAUGUGGUUACAUUGGACCUGUGACUACGACAGCAAAAUUGCUGAUGCAAGAUUUGUGGCGAAUCAAGCUAGGAUGGGACGAAGAAUUGCCGGACGACCAGUACCAGUUGUGGACAAUUUUCCGGGAGCAGCUGCCAUCUGUCAACAAACUACAAAAGAAGCGGUGUGUAAUCUCAAGCGACGCAGUAGCAAUAGAACUUCACGGAUUUUCGGAUGCUUCCAAGCGUGCUUACGGGGCAGUCUUGUACACGAGGUGCAUCUCCCCCGAUAGCACGGUAAAUGUUGAGCUGGUUUGUAGCAAGUCGAGAGUGGCUCCUUUAAAACCAACGACUAUUCCUCGUCUCGAACUGUGUGGAACUUUGCUUCUAGCGCGUCUGGUGGAAAAAACUGUAGCUGCAAUGAAAGUUUCUUUUUCGAAUGUGAUACUUCACACGGAUUCGCAAGUAUGUUUGAGCUGGAUGAAAAAAUCACCGCUUGCUUUGAACCAGUUUGUUGCAAAUCGUGUCGCAACGGUACAUGAACUGACCCACGAUUACGAAUGGUGCUAUGUGAGAUCUCAAGACAACCCUGCGGACAUAAUCUCGCGUGGGGUACUACCAGCAGAACUACUCACGAUGGAGCAUUGGUUUAAAGGUGCACCUUCAUUGUGGCUGCAGAAUCCAGUACACGAUGAAGGCAGGAUUUGUUUGGACGACAACGAACUUCCAGAACUCAAGUCAACGACUGUUGUAACUGCUGUACAUCAGAAAACACACAUCGAUUUGAAUAAGGUGAGCAAUUUUCGACGGCUGCAAAGAGCGUGGGCGUAUGCAUUGCGGUUCAUCAAGAAAAUACGCACGAAGGUUUGUAAUACGUCUGACUUACAAGCACAAGAAAUCGCUGAGGCAACACAUGUAAUCGUCCUUCUGGUGCAGAAGGAAGAAUUUCAGGAACUUUUCAACGCACUGAAGGAUAAAAAGAAGAAGUUGAAGCAGUACCAAGGUCUUGCUCCAUUCAUUGACACCGACGGACUCAUUAGGGUUGGCGGUCGUCUCAAGUACUCGUCAAUACCUUAUGAUGGAAGACAUCAAAUCUUGCUACCGGAGAAACACCAUGUGACUCAAAUCAUUGUCCGUCAGUUACACGAGGAACAUUUUCAUGUCGGGCAGCGAGGCUUGCUGUCUAUCGUGCGUGAACGAUACUGGCCUAUAAACGCAAAGCUGCUGAUAAAGAGGAUCGUCUCCAAGUGCUAUGUCUGCUUUCGCCAUAACCCAAAGCCAGUGAAUCAAUUCAUGGGCAACCUACCGAACUAUCGAAUUACACCGUCGCCUGUGUUUUCGAAUACUGGAGUCGACUAUGCUGGUCCAGUGUAUCUCAAGGAAGUUGGUCCGGGUAGAAAGAAAACUGAAUACAAGGCCUAUAUUGUUGUGUUUAUUUGUUUGGCCACCAAGGCAAUUCAUAUUGAAGUGGUAUCCAACUUAACGGCCGAGAAUUUCAUCGCUUCGCUGCAGCGCUUCAUUAGCAGACGUGGUAUGGUAACCAACAUGUAUUCCGACAAUGGGACGACUUUCGUCGGUGCAAAUCAUGAGCUGGCAGAGUUGCGCAUCUUGUUUGACGAUCAAGCCCAUCAACGAAAACUCAACGAUUUCUGUACUUCGAAGGGAAUUCAAUGGCACUUUAUCCCUCCGCGCAGCCCCCACUUUGGUGGUAUGUGGGAGGCUGGGGUAAAAUCAGCUAAGCACUAUUUGAAGCGUGUCAUCGGUGAAACCCGGCUAACAUUUGAAGAGAUGACGACUUUCUUAGCCCAAUGUGAAGCCAUCUUGAACAGCAGACCUCUAAUUCCAGUUUCAGACGAUCCAAAUGACAUCGAAGUACUGACUCCAUCGCACUUCCUUAUUGGAAGAUCGGCCUUGAGUAUUCCUGAACCGUCAUACUCCGAAGUGAAAGUUGGCCGACUAAAUCGUUGGCAACACAUCCAGUUGAUGAAGGAGCAUUUCUGGAAGCGCUGGUCGGCUGAAUAUUUGCAUCAUCUACAGUCCAGGCCGAAGUGGCAUAACGAAGUUACCAAGAUCGAGAUUGGCGCUUUGGUAGUAUUGAAGGACGACAAUGCUCCCCCACAUCAGUGGCGUCUAGGACGCAUAGUGACAACGCACCCUGGACAGGAUGAAAUAGUGCGGGUGGUGACGAUCCGCACAAACACUGGAGAAUACCGACGAGCUAUAUCGAAGAUCUGUUUUCUCCCAACUGUUGAUCCGAUGGACUCAACGGGGGGAGUAUGAUGCUACGCGUGAAAUACUUCAGGUGACCCCCCGGUAAUCCCGCGUAGGACCGAGAGGGGAAAAGGAAGAGAAGAAAUUUAGUGGAAAUAAAAGUUUUGUUCUGCACACACGCGUUUUGAUUCAAUCACCAGCAAAUCUUCCGAAAACCAAUUCUUUUGAUAUUUUUCUAUGAACAAAUUGUCUCAUAUAAUAAUAUUCCGCCCACUAUAUCACACGAAAUUGCGAGUAGUUGAGUGGAAUGGAGAUAAGUUAAGCAUUGGGUACAGGACCAAGUCUCCCCUGGGUGGUGUCAGAAGAUGAGCGCAAUAGAAUCAUCAAGUUGCCAUAAGGCACGGAAUGAGACUAUUGCAUGGCUGGGUAGUCAAAGUCUUCCAUUCGUUAGUCAUUUCAGGUGGAUUAGAACAGGUUUAGG
This is a messenger RNA of Ochlerotatus camptorhynchus, 4834 nucleotides long. RefSeq lists its product as uncharacterized. NCBI's taxonomy places the organism in Eukaryota, Metazoa, Arthropoda, Insecta, Diptera, Culicidae. Gene Ontology annotation, molecular function: nucleic acid binding. The transcript has 2 exons. The record is from RefSeq and is a predicted model, not a curated record. Gene Ontology annotation, biological process: DNA integration. Bases 49 to 4422 code for a protein of 1457 amino acids.